AUGUGUAUAGAAAAAGUUGAUAUGAUAUUGAAUAAUCAAGAUUAUAUAAAUAAUGAAUUAAAAGAUCAAUUAUACAAAUUUGGUCAAUUAAAUAAUUUAUUCUCCAAUCAAACUAAUCAUACAAUCCUAUACAACGAGAAUACAAUAAAGAAUAUGGAAGCACCUGUAAUAUAUUUGGAACCACCACUAAUAUUACCAAAAGAACAAAUUAAAAUUGAUACUGAAGUAGAAAAAUUCUUAAAAGAUUCCGGCCUAGAAAUUAUUACUAAAGAUAUGUCAAAUGAUCCAUUACACAUAUUAAAUAUUGAUGAAGUAAAAAUAUCAGAAAAAGUAAUAAAAUCAAAAAUAAAAAAAUUAGAAAAUAAACGUAAAGAAUUAUUCGAAAAGUUAAGGAAAUUAUCAUUAGAAUCUGAAAAUAUUACACAAUUUAAUCUAACAAAUCAGAAUAUUAAACAAAUUGAUAAAUUAUUAAAGAAUGAAAUUGAAAAAUUAACACAAAUUGAAUUAACAAAAAAAACAUUAAUUAAUAAAGGACCUGGAAUUGAUAUGAAAAAUAAUGAAAUUAAUCUUGAAAAUAAAGAAUUAGAAAUUGAACAACAUGAGGAUGGAGGAGAUGAAGGAGAAAAUGAGGAAGGAGAAGAAACUGAGGAAAAUAACCAACAAGAUGAUUCUGAUGAUGAUGUGGAUUAA
Theileria annulata is the source of this 690-nucleotide messenger RNA. RefSeq lists its product as uncharacterized. The transcript is spliced from 7 exons. The coding region runs from base 1 to 690 and encodes 229 amino acids. Lineage: Eukaryota; Apicomplexa; Aconoidasida; Piroplasmida; Theileriidae. The record is from RefSeq and is a predicted model, not a curated record.